AUGGUGCAAUGGCAGUACACCAGGUUUUCCAUAGGAGACCACCCUCGCACAAGCAGUGUCACCAACAUGCUCCUUCGUCUGCAGUGGCCCAUCCUUGAAGAAAGGCGAGCUCAGUACAAGCUGAUAAUGAUGUACCUUUUCAUCAUCGUCACCAUCAUCAUCACCAUCAUCAUUGUUAUGAUCAACGCCAACAUCAUUAUCAUCAUCACCAUCACCACCAUGUUCAUCAUCAACACCAGCAUCACAAUCAUUGUUGGGAUGUAUUAUCCAGACGGAACUCUUCGCCACCUAGAACUUACCUUGGAUGAUCUUGUGACAGGUAGUAACUAUGGAGUACAAGGAAGUUGGUUAUUCGAAGUCUCAGAUACAUUUCGUGAGAUAGGAAAAGUUCUAUGUGAACCGACCAACCCUUGUCUCAAUGAAGGAACAUGUGAGAACGAUACAUGCGUUUGCCCCGAGGGUUUCAGUGGAAACUUCUGUCAUUUAGAUGGAUGUGAUAACCGUUGUCUCAAUGGAGCGAGCUGUGAGCAAGGCAAUUGCACAUGUCCAGCAGGAUUCGGUGGCGAUUUUUGUCAAGAUAAACUGACAUUUGUUGAGUGUGGAAGUACUUCAAUGACCGUCAACAUAGAUGAACGGCUAGUCCCAGGUGAAGCAUCUGCUGUUCAUUUUAAAGACCGAUCCUGCUCCGGUGUAAAGAACGAUAGCACUAAUGAGAUCACUCUCACUACAGAAUACAAUCAAUGUGGCACCAUCAUUGAGGUGUAUAUUCACUGUUCAGUGAAGGUCUGUGGUGCCGAGGAGGCUCAAUUGCUUCGAGACGCAGAAUGCCCCGCAGACAUUGAACCUCCACCUCCCGCCCGCAAACGUCGAUCUUCGUCCGUUAUGUCCACUCAGACCAUCAGUAAUGGUCCGAUUCGCAUCCGUCGCUCAACCAGCGAUAUGGCUACUAAUGUGACCACAGAUGUGGCUUCCUUCAACCCUUUUGCGAUGCUCCUCCUUGGAAUGAUAGCAACAUUGGUUGCUAUGGCAAUCCUCAUGGGUGUGGUCAAGCUUGCUCGUUUCAAACCUGAUAUCAGAUACCAGCAGGUCCCAAUCGAAUCCAUGGAAGGGAUUUAGAAAAAGGGCCAUAGAAUAGAAAAUGCUCUCUUACUCUAUCGAUAAUUGAUUUGAUAUCGAAACAGGACAUCCCACAAAGUUGUCCAAACAGGGCCCCUUACUACAAUCAGCAAAAGAAAAAAAAAGAGGGACACCCGCUAUCAUUAAUUUUUUCAUAUAAAUACAACAAUACACUGCGCAAACUGCAACAGUGUAUGUCUGAUGUUCAGUUAGGCCUAAAAUAAAAACUUGUUGUAUUGCCCUUUGCGACCGACCCCAAAAUCUGAAAAACU
Molecule: messenger RNA, 1388 nt
Organism: Strongylocentrotus purpuratus (purple sea urchin)
Lineage: Eukaryota; Metazoa; Echinodermata; Echinoidea; Camarodonta; Strongylocentrotidae
Exons: 8
Coding region: 1-1116 (371 amino acids)
Source: RefSeq, a predicted model, not a curated record